AUGACUUCGGAGACGAAUAACAAUCCAAAACAGUCAACACCAAUCGGCAAUGCAAAUAUACAAGAUAAUGCAACAAUUAACAAUGUUGAAGAGGUAGUUGACACAAAUGCUCAACAACAUCCUCAAAAUAAGAGAAAAGGAAGUGUGGCGUGGGAUCAUUUUGUACAGAUGACAGUGAAUGGACAAGUCAAGGCACAAUGUAACCAUUGCAGGGCUUUACUUGGAGGUAAAUCAAAAAAUGGCACUAAACAUCUACUCGAUCAUAUGAAAGUGUGCAAAGCUAAGAAUCAACCAGACAUUCGACAAAGACUCUUGGCAAGCAACUUGAAGUCCGAUUUAACGACAUACGUUUACAAUGAGAAAGAUGGACGAAAUGCUCUUGCUAAAAUGGUCAUUUUACACGAGUAUCCUUUUGCAAUUGUUGAUCAUAUCGGCUUUAAGACUUUUACAAGAACCAUUCAACCACUAUUCAAGUGUCCUUCUCGCAACACACUGAAGAACGAUAUCAUCAAGUUGUAUGAGCAACAAAAAGAUCAAGUUAUUAAAGAUUUGGAAAAUAAUGGAAGUAGAGUGGCUAUUACAACCGAUAUGUGGACUUCAAGUAAUCAAAAGAAAGGGUUUAUGGCUAUCACGACUCAUUUCAUUGAUAAUGAGUGGAUUCUAAGAAGUAAAAAUCUUAAGGUUAUAAUAUUUAUUUUAUAA
Cynara cardunculus var. scolymus (artichoke) is the source of this 702-nucleotide messenger RNA. Its product is annotated as zinc finger BED domain-containing protein DAYSLEEPER-like. The coding region runs from base 1 to 702 and encodes 233 amino acids. Gene Ontology annotation, molecular function: DNA binding. NCBI's taxonomy places the organism in Eukaryota, Viridiplantae, Streptophyta, Magnoliopsida, Asterales, Asteraceae. The transcript has a single exon. The record is from RefSeq and is a predicted model, not a curated record.